GGAGAGGGGAGCCGCACAACCCAAGAAGAGAGGAAAUUGGGGAGCUGGUCGCAGGGGGAAUUUCCAGUGCGUUGGCCUUCUUGUGCGACUCAUAUCUCGAGUUCUGCUAAUCCAAAAGAGGCGUGUGAGGUACCCACGGAAACCUCUCAAAAAGAGGAAUCCAUAGGCGUGCGGUGUGAAGAAAACGGAGUAUCUUAAGGCUUCCAAAUCGUCCUAACACAACGAAACCUCGCAGAAUACGUUUGUGGUAUUCAAAGUUAGGGAGCGAAUUCGCCGGAAAACACCCGUUCUAGGGGCUGUUUUCGUGUCUUCGGCUAGGAGUUGAACAAGCACAUUGAAGAGGCUGUUUAACACCUAUUUUUAAGCAAGGAAUCAGUUCUUAAUCCACCUUGUCCGAAGCUUUGACCGUUGGAUCAAGAAGGAGAAAUUUAAAGCUCAUUUAAGAUAAGGCAUCUAGAAUGUUAAGUUGGUGAUGCUUCAAUCCAGGAAUUGCCAUGGAAGAGUUCUCCAAAUGGGGUAUUGGAUCUAUUAUAUUGACAUCAGGCACACUGUCUCCAUUGGAUUCAUUCCUAAUGAAUUAAAGUUAGAAUUCCCUAUUCGUUUGGAAAACCCUCAUGUCAUACCAGAAGAUCAAAUAUGGGCAGGGGUUGUACCUGUUGGCCCAUCUGGUUACCCUUUCAACUCUUCUUAUCGAAGUCGUAAUUCUAUUCAAUACAAGAUAGAUCUUGGCAAUGCCAUUGUCAACUUUGCUCGAAUCGUACCAGAUGGACUUCUUGUGUUCUUUGCAUCACACUGUUUCUUGGACCAAUGUGUUGGGUGCUGGAAAUCAAUGGUAAAGUACUAUCACAUAUAUGCAAAUAAUGAUGUUUAUUUUUUUUAUUUUUGGUGCUUCUCUGGUUUACAUUGCCAGAUACUGUAUAGGAUAACCGAAACCACACAAGUUCUAGUACAAUUUGGGAAAGAAUAUGCAAACACAAGCUACCUGUUGUGGAACCAAGACAAUCUGCUCUCUUUCCUUCAGCAAUUGAAGUAACCAAAAUAUAACCUUGAUUAAGUUAUUAUAUCAUUGUUGACCCAUAAUGGUGAUGUUACUUUGAUUCUUCUUCUUUUAUAAAGGACUAUAUGUCUACGUUGUAGGAUAAAUCAGGUUCUGGAGCAGUGUUUUUUGCAGUCUGCCAUGGAAAGGUACAUAUACCAAUAUACCAUACAACUUGAUUUUGAGUUUUUAACUGGAUAAGUCACUUAUGGCAAAUUGUUUGAAAACUUAUUUGAAUUUCAAAAUGCUAAUGUAUCUCUGGAACUACUAAUUUUAGAGCGUGAUUAUUUAGCAUGAUUAUGGUGCACUGGUAAAGGUUCUGCUGUGUGAUUGAGAGGUCACAACUCACAAGUUCAAUUCUUGGGAGCGGUCUCUUGUCAAAAUGACAAUGGAAGGCUUGCCUCCUAUACACUCUUGUUAUGGGACCCUUCCCUUCCCCCUUGCUUUGCAGGACACCAAUGUGGACAUGACUGCCCUUUACUUUUCGGAAUAUUCCCCUCUACAUUCUACAAUCACCUUUUAUGCUCACAUAAAUAUGGAAUAGGUGAGUGAAGGAUUAUAUUUUGCUGACCAUGCUGGUAGAGCUGUGGUGAUCACUGGCUUACCAUUUGCAACAACAAAUGAUCCUAAGGUUUGUCUUCUUUCUCUUUGUUCCUGCAAUUUAUGAAUAUGCCAAUUGUUAAUUUGCUAAGGGCAGUUGACCUUUAACCUUUUAUCUCAUGAUUUCUUCGUAAUAAAGUUUGCGACAUUACAUGAAAUGCUCAGUUUAUUUCAGCCUUUGAGAUAGGUGUGUGGUGAUAUUAUUGGAAAGCAGGUGUGGUGUAUAAUUUUUUGUUUUUUCUCUAAAACUUGCUUAUAUAUUUUACGCAGUAUAUUUUUUGCAGGUCUUCAAGAACCAUUUUCGGCGAUAUAAGAAGUGUAUUUCGUUGCAGAGAUAUAACAUGAGGGAUUUCAGCCGGACUUCAAGAAGAACCCAUUCAAUUGUGUUUAGUAUUGAAUGCCUUUUUCGUAGGCAUAUUGAUCUUAUUAGAUUUUUUGUUAGUAUUUACUUUAUCUGUAAAUGUUUUUUUUGUAUUUAGUUUCGUGGAAUGUAUUUUGAUAUUCUGAAUGCUUACCUUUUUGGAAACAAAGUACUUGUAUAAUACACUGGUGGUUAAUUGAAUUAACCAACCCAGUGGAUAUGUAUAUUUUUUUUAUUAAAAAAGCUACUUACAACGUCGGUUUUAUUUUAAAACCG
Molecule: messenger RNA, 2273 nt
Organism: Cuscuta europaea
Lineage: Eukaryota; Viridiplantae; Streptophyta; Magnoliopsida; Solanales; Convolvulaceae
Source: the annotation of a GenBank genome assembly